Closterium sp. Naga37s-1 is the source of this 2211-nucleotide messenger RNA. Lineage: Eukaryota; Viridiplantae; Streptophyta; Zygnematophyceae; Desmidiales; Closteriaceae. The record is from the annotation of a GenBank genome assembly.
AUGCAUGGAAGAGCCGCGAACCACCCGGCUGAUGUGACAACUGCCCCGCCCUUCAAGCCCCGCUCAUCCCCAUCCCUCUCCCCGUACCCCCAUCCUUCCCCCUCUCCCCUCACUUCUCCCCCCCGACUUCCCUAUCCUCCCCGGUCUUCCCCAAUCCCCCCCGGUCUUCCCCCAUCCCCCCCGGUCUUCUCCCAUCCCCCCCGGUUUUCCCCCAUUCCCCCCCGGUCUUCCCUCAUCCGCCAGAUGUCGCUUUUGCAGUUCAGCAUAGAUCGCGCGGCGGAGAUUUUGGAAACGGGCGACGCGGACGCGUCGGACGCGGUCUUUAAGCUGUCUGGCGCCGCAACGUUGGCGGACAACUGCCAGGGCGCGUUCGAAAACGUGCGGCGGACGGAGAGCGCAGCAGGGGGGGAUGGCGGAGGGAGCGGGCGGUACGACAUGACGGCGCAAGUGCGGGUGAGUGGGGAUUUUGAGCGCGCAGGGGUGCCACGCGCGCAUGAGCUGCCACGCGCGCAUGAGCUGCCAUGUCUGGAACGAACAGUAGUGAGAAACGGCGGCAGGGCUGUGGGGUCCAUAUCCAUGUCUCACCUUCCAAAUCCCUUCUUCCCCACCCACUGUAAUCCCAUCAUGAAACGGCGGCGGGCAAUCGUGACUCCAUCGUGGCUCUCCAGCAGCGGACCCUCGACCUGCAGCAACGGGCCAUAUCCAUGUCUCACCUUCCACUCCCUUCUUCCCCACUGCCCUGCCCUGUUGCUGUCCCCUGUUGGUGUCCCUUCUUCCCCACUGCCCUGCCCUGUUGGUGUCCCUUCUUCCCCACUGCCCUGCCCUGUUGGUGUCCCUUCUUCCCCACUGCCCUGCCCUGUUGGUGUCCCUUCUUCCCCACUGCCCUGCCCUGUUGGUGUCCCUUCUUCCCCACCCACUGCCCUGCCCUGUUGGUGUCCCUUCUUCCCCACCCACUGCCCUGCCCUGUUGGUGUCCCUUCUUCCCCACCCACUGCCCUGCCCUGUUGGUGUCCCUUCUUCCCCACCCACUGCCCUGCCCUGUUGGUGUCCCUUCUUCCCCACCCACUGCCCUGCCCUGUUGGUGUCCCUUCUUCCCCACCCACUGCCCUGCCCUGUUGGUAAAACGGCGGCGGAGCUGCGGGAUUCAAUCGUGGCUCUCCAGCAGCAGACGCUCGACCUGCAUCAGCGCCUGUUCCUCACUGCCCUUGUCCCCUGCCCCUGCUCUGCUGUGUUUGCCAUCCACUACCCUUACUCGGACCUUGAUCCUUCUGUCGGCCCUGUUGGAUCUUCUCCUGACGUGCCUGACGUCGUAAACGGCUCAGCUGCUGAUGUGGAAGGCCCCACUGCUGACGUGAAUCCCCCCUCAAUUCCCCCGGAUUGCCCCAAGCCCAUUGUGCGUCCUCCCCCUCUUCUUGCGCCGUUCUCCAUCCCCCGGCUUAUGCCCAACCUGGUAGUGGCACAGGACGGGUCUGGGGACUUCACUACUAUCCAGGACGCGCUCCUCGCAGCUCCCAAGAAGCCCAAGGGCCGAUUCGUGAUUCUCGUGAUGCCAGGUGUUUACAGCGAGCGCUUCGAAGUUGGGAAACCCAACAUCACGCUCGUGGGGCUGACUCCCGCUCUCACAGUAAUCACAGGAAACGCGAGUGUCGGCACCAACUACACUACAUUCAACAGUGCCACUGCUGCUAUUGUGGGUGACUAUUUCGCAGCGGUGAACAUUCGAUUUGAGAACACAGCAGGCAAAAUCAACAACCAGGCGGUGGCUCUGAGGGUGUCGGCGGACCAAUGUGCGUUCCACAACUGCGAGUUCUGGGGCUUUCAGGCGGUGGCUCUGAGGGUGUCGGCGGACCAAUGUGCGUUCCACAACUGCGAGUUCUGGGGCUUUCAGGAUACACUCUACACCCACAGCGGCCGUCAGUACUACCGCAACUGCUUCAUAACCGGCAACGUGGACUUCAUUUUCGGAAAUGCAGCUGCUAUUUUCGACAACUGCACGAUUCAAAUCCGCCAGCACACCAGCGGCGCCCCUGUUGCAGCCUCCAGCCGCCAAACCUCCACCGACCCCACUGGCCUCGUCAUCAUGAAUUCCCGGCCGCGAGCUAGGUAUGGGGGUUUUGGACACGUGCAGUGCAGUGCCUCUCAUAGGAAGGACUCUCAAUCCCCAGGCAUGUGCUUUGCGCAAGCACAGGCAUGCAGUGCACUGCUGCAGUAG